Molecule: messenger RNA, 299 nt
Organism: Spinacia oleracea (spinach)
Lineage: Eukaryota; Viridiplantae; Streptophyta; Magnoliopsida; Caryophyllales; Amaranthaceae
Exons: 2
Coding region: 21-299 (92 amino acids)
Biological process (GO): ubiquinone biosynthetic process
Cellular component (GO): mitochondrion
Molecular function (GO): FAD binding; 3-demethoxyubiquinol 3-hydroxylase activity
Source: RefSeq, a predicted model, not a curated record
UGGAUGUUUUCCCCCACCAGAUGUGUGAGGAUUUGAUUUUUAAAUUGGUUGGUCAUGAGCUUGAAGAUAUAUCUAUACUCGAUAUUAAGCCUUGGGUAAUGCAUGCUGAAGUUGCUGAGAAGUUUUUGUCCUUUGAAAACCAAGUUUUUCUAGCUGGUGAUGCCGCUCAUCGUUUUCCUCCAGCCGGUGGAUUUGGCAUGAAUACUGGGAUUCAGGAUGCUCAAAAUCUUGCUUGGAAGCUGGCUGCAGUUGUCAACGGUAUUGCUCCAACCACACUUCUCAUCACAUAUGAAACAUAA